Molecule: messenger RNA, 1740 nt
Organism: Anopheles coustani
Lineage: Eukaryota; Metazoa; Arthropoda; Insecta; Diptera; Culicidae
Product: zinc finger protein OZF-like
Exons: 4
Coding region: 83-1609 (508 amino acids)
Cellular component (GO): nucleus
Molecular function (GO): zinc ion binding
Source: RefSeq, a predicted model, not a curated record
GAACGUUUGUCGAGCUUGCACGUUGAAUUUGGAAAACGACGUAUCGGUAUCGCUUUUCAGUCCUCUUGAUGAUACAAUUUUAAUGGCUGAAGUACUUAGUAAUUGUGCACAAGUACAGAUAAGCGAUGAAGUAGCGCUUUCUACCAUGCUGUGCCGUGAAUGCGCGAAAACUUUAGAAGGGAUCUACAAUUUCGCAAAGAAGGUGCAAGAGUCAGAUCGGAAAUUAAGAACGAGAUUGGAUCAGGAGAUUUCGCUCUCGAAGGAAAGUAAAUCGUUUGGAGCUUAUAUCGAAGAGGAAGUCAUCAACGACAAUCAUGUAACUACUGGCGAAUUCGAAGACGAAGCAAUUGUAGAAGAAGUUUAUUUUUUUAACGCGCCACAAACAAUACCCAUUUCAAAACCCUCAAUGACAUGCGUUGUUGACUCGUACGGGGAGGAUAGGAAAGACUCUGAAGAAUGGUCUGAAAAAGAUGCGAGCCUGAUACAACAAUUAGAAGUUAUGGAGAAGUUUGUUUGCUGUGGUUGUUUAAAAAUGUUUAAAACUAAAUCCGAGCAACGAUCUCACAGUGCACAGAACCACGCAAGAACGAAAAAUGAUACUAAAAUACACAUUUGUGGCAUUUGUUUCAAGCGGUAUUUAACGCAGAAGGCUUUGGAAAAGCAUGUUAAAAUAAUGUCGCAAGUAAAGUACAUUUAUGAAUGCUUACAAUGCCACAAAAGAUACACCGAAAUCAGCAAAGCGAAACAACACUCUUUAGAACGUCAUCUAAAGGAUAGUCAGAAGCAUGUCUGGCACGAAACUGAAUACGACAGCGAACCAAAGAUCUGCUGUGCUCAAGCCUGUGGAAUGUCGUUCGAAAAUGAAGAGCUACUCCUGUCUCACUCCCAUGCUGUGCAUCGUAUAAAUAAAAUUGAAUUCUCAUUUGCAGACAAGCUGAAGAAACCGAUCGAAUGCCACGUUUGCUUCAAACGGUUCGAGACGGAACUUUCCCUUAGGCGACACCAGCAACGAAGCUACAAACCACUCUUCCACCAGUGUGCGCUUUGUGGCCUAAAAUUUCGUGGUGGUGAAGCGCUAGCAAUACACGAGCGCUCGCAUCGUAACGAAAAGCCGUACAGUUGCGAAACGUGCCAAAAAACGUUUGCCAGCAAAACGGUACUAAAAACCCAUCAGCUAACACACUCCGAAGAAAGACCGUUCACUUGUGAAACUUGUGGACAUGCUUUUCGCCGGAAAUCCAAUCUGCAGGUGCAUGUCCUUUCGCACACGGAUGAACACCCAUUUCUAUGUGACCUUUGUCCGGCAAAGUUUAAGGCAAAGACACACCUGAACUACCAUAUGCGGACGCAUACGGGUUUAAAACCGUACCGGUGUCGGCAUUGUGAGAAAUCCUUUGCCGACCACACGAACCGAGAACGCCAUGAGAUGAGCCAUACAGGAAUAAAGCCGUAUAAAUGUGGACACUGCGGUAAAUCGUUUACUCAAAAACGGAUUCUAAUCAGACACGAAACUACACAUUCUGCAGGACGUUCUUUGAAAAAGAAGGCAGCCUUAAAGGCGCGUAUCGAAACUAAUUCUACGAACAAUCAUGAUGCUAAUUGUGAAUAAAAAACAGAUCGUAGAAUGGAGUUUUAACUCAAAAACACCACGUUGCAUGCCGUUCAAACGGACUAUUUUUGAAUCUUGGAUGACAACAAAUAACUGUCACAUGGGUUGUUUACUAACAUUCCAGAUCAGUU